AUGUCUGCCAACAACAAUCGAAGGAGGCAGGCAGGCAGGCAGGCAGGCAGGCAGGCAGGCAGGCAGGCAGGCAGGCAGGCAGGCAGGCAGGCAGGCAGGCAGGCAGGCAGGCAGGCAGGCAGGCAGGCAGGCAGGCAGGCAGGCAGGCAGGCAGGCAGGCAGGCAGGCAGGCAGGCAGGCAGGCAGGCAGGCAGGCAGGCAGGCAGGAAUAGAAAUUCAAGAUGGAUGACUUCGGCAAAUGACGUCACAGCAUCACGUGGUCCCCGCAUAGAUAUUUAUGACUCAUUUAGGGGGAAGGAAACAAGUGCUGACCAGUUGGAGCAUGCACAUUGCUCGCUGAAGUGCUACUGCUAG
Helobdella robusta is the source of this 354-nucleotide messenger RNA. RefSeq lists its product as hypothetical. The coding region runs from base 1 to 354 and encodes 117 amino acids. The transcript has 2 exons. The record is from RefSeq and is a predicted model, not a curated record. Lineage: Eukaryota; Metazoa; Annelida; Clitellata; Rhynchobdellida; Glossiphoniidae.